UGUUCUGAUUGGCUGAGCGCCGCAGCAAAAGUUGAGCUACGGAAGCGGAACACAUCCGUCGCUGGACGGAGGCUUUUAACGGAGUUACAAACGCCGUUUAAAGUGCUCUUUCUCCGGUUUAUAGCAUGGAUGACGUGCAGAGGAUAUGCGUGUCUCUGCUCGCAUGUGUCGCACUGUUUAUCGGCGCCGUUAACGCGUUCAGCCCCACGGACAGCGAGUUCACGUUUCUACUGCCAGCUGCCAGAAAAGAGUGUUUCUACCAGAGCGCCAUUCACAACGGCAGCAUCGAGAUCGAGUACCAGGUGAUCGCUGGAGCAGGUAUGGAUGUGGAUUUCUCCAUCCUUUCGCCUCAGGGAAUCCACCUGGUCUCGGAGUUUCGCCGUUCUGACGGCGUUCACAUGGUGGAGCCCACAGAGGCGGGAGACUAUCAGAUCUGCUUCGACAACUCCUUCAGCAGGUUCUCCGAGAAGAUGGUCUUCUUUGAGGUCAUCCUGGACAACCCGUCCAAUGACGCCGGAGCGGACGACGAGUGGGCGGGGCUUGGAGAGCCCGAGAACCUAUUAGAGUACAAGCUGGAUGACAUAAAGGAGUCAAUGGAGACGGUUCACCGGCGUCUGGAGCGCAGUCGGCAGAUGCAGACGGUCCUGCGGGCCUUCGAGGCACGGGACAGGAACCUGCUGGAGGACAACCUGUGGCGUGUCUCCUUCUGGUCCUGCGUCAACCUGCUGGUGAUGCUGAGCGUGGCGCUCACGCAGGUCUACACCGUCCGCCGGCUGUUUGACGACAGGAGGAGAGUCUACUCCUAAAACCAGAUCCGUCUCGGCCGCAGAGACGCCGUACAACACCAGAGACGGAGACCGCAGUGCCUUUCGAUUGGACGAUCCUCUGGUCUUUCCUCUACCUGUGGAGUUCAGUGACGCACAGCCAAAUAAGACUCCAGAGAGCUUGGAAAAAAAAAGAAUAAAUAAUAAUAAAGAGAGAUUUCAGAUGAAUCAUCUGGUCCAGCACAGAAGAUCUCAUUUCAUCUGGUGUGAGGAUGUAGGAUUUUGUAGGAUGUAGGAUGAACGUGUCUGUGCAUUUCAUGUCUUCCUGUUGCCUGAAUGUUCAUAGUUUUGUCUUUUUUUUUUUUAGUCCUGUCAUUUUAUGACAUGAGAUGUUGCUGUUGUUUUGGGAAAAUGUGAAAAUGUGGCAUUAUAGUCAGCCAAGGGAAUCUUCUGUACAGCUCUGUGCUUUUUUAAAGACUUUUACACAAUGAAACCAAUAAAAUGGGUCAUAUGUUUGUA
Molecule: messenger RNA, 1283 nt
Organism: Labeo rohita (rohu)
Lineage: Eukaryota; Metazoa; Chordata; Actinopteri; Cypriniformes; Cyprinidae
Gene: tmed1b
Product: transmembrane p24 trafficking protein 1b
Exons: 4
Coding region: 126-806 (226 amino acids)
Biological process (GO): intracellular protein transport; endoplasmic reticulum to Golgi vesicle-mediated transport; Golgi organization
Cellular component (GO): endoplasmic reticulum; endoplasmic reticulum-Golgi intermediate compartment; COPII-coated ER to Golgi transport vesicle
Source: RefSeq, a predicted model, not a curated record